GAACAUAUCUUUAAAUAUCUAUUGAUGAAAUAAAUAAUGUCCAUUAUUGGUUACUUUUGCUUCUUAUGCAUCAGGGAAGCAUACUAAUGUGUAAUAUGCUGUUUUGAUUUUGAGUUUAGUUUUCUGAAAGUAUGGAGACUGAUUCAACUGAAAAACUAAAGUCUUUGUUUCCAGCAUAUGCAUCUGUUAAGCCAAAUGACUCUGGGUUGACUUUUAACAAUGAAGUGGGAACGAAACUUAGUGAAUCCCAGGGGCCUAAAAAACUAGGAUCUUUAUUUCCAGCAUAUGGAUCAAACACUUCAUCAACUAGUUCUACAGGUGGAGAUAUUCCAGAAGCAAAAGUUGAUGAAGAUUGGCUCUGCAACAGUAGUUUCACUCCUAAUAACUAUGAGGAAGCAGUUGCUCAGUAUAAAAAAUCACAGGAAUCUGAUGUCAGUGAUGUUACAUUGAAAACUGAGUGUGAUGCAUCAUUAGAAAAAGUUAACAAGGAAAGAAAAAGGAAAAAAGAAAGAAAAAAGUACAAACCACCUGAUAUUUCUAAAAUACCAGAAGAGCAUUCAAUCCGUAGUCAACUAAAUAAGAAAACUUUCAUUGAAGAAACCGGCUUAUCUUUCGAAAGAGCAUUCCGAGAAGAUCCCAGGCUAGAUCCAGAAAAUGUUCAAUUUGAUUGCUUUGAGCAAACUAAAAUUGCCAGGUACAAGUCUAGACAUGUUGUUCCUUUUGGGUUCUCUAGUAGUGAAAAGACUUUUUGGUCCAACUUUGCACCCAAGAAAAAUAAAAAGGAAUUUGUUCGUUAUUGUAGUCAGAAAGCUAUAAAAAGCCUUAUUAAAAAUUUAACAAAUGAAACAGUCAUCAUCGACAAAAGCUCAUCGCCUCAUAAUCUUAAUUUUAUUCCUUUGUCCAAGUCAGUCAAAAAUGAUGUUUUGCAGUGUAGUACUAAGCCAAGUUUUGAUGGUGUAUCAGUUGACUGGAAAUCAUAUAUAGACACUAAUUCCAAAGAAAAAUCAGAUGAUAAAAUUGCUCCUGAUAUCCCAUUAGAGUUCAAGGAAAAGAUUGUAUUGUUUAACAAAAUUCUUACUGAAUCUCCUCAUGAUGUUCAAAUGUGGCUUGAUUUUGUAGACUUUCAAGAUGAACUUUUUAGUAUACAGCAAAAAACUAAUGCAGGUUGUGGUUUGACAGAAGACAGUAUUAUCGAAAAGAAGAUAUCUAUUCUGGAUAAAGCAUUAAAGCACAACCCAAAAUCGGUUCCUUUGAAUGUUGCAAGAUUAAAUUUAUGCAAAAACAAGUUGAAGCCAGAUGAUCUUGUUGCUGUGUGGGAAAAUUUAAUUUUCGUGCAUCCAAAUAGCAUAGAAAUAUGGCUUGGAUACUUGAAUUUCAUGCUGACGAACAUAACACUGUUCCAUGCAUCUACUAUUCAAAAAAUAUACAGCAAGUGCCUUUUGACAUUAUCUCGCUUGAGCGAAGGUCUUGUUAAGUCUCAUGAACCUCCCCAGGAUAUAAUACCCAACAUGAUUUAUAUUUUCAGUCAGUUAUGCUUUGUUCUUAAAAAUACAGGAUAUACAGAAAAGGCCAUAGCAUUAUAUCAAGCUCUAAUAGAAUUGAACAUAUUUUGUGAAGUUCCUAUGGCUUUGCUAACUGCAUCAGAAAAAAUAUCAUGUUUUGAGCCUUUUUGGGAUAGUGGAGCUGCUAGAAUAGGUGAAGAUGGUGCUAUUGGUUGGGCUGCGACUGUUUCUCAGAAGAAAAUUGUGUCAGAUAAAAUCAUAUCAGAAUCAGAUUUGAAUAAUUUAGAAGAUGAAAUAUUAUGCAAAAGGCUUUCCCUUAGUAAAGCAUGGAUAGAAUUUGAAAAGCUAAGGGAAAAUCAUCAUUGGUUGCCAUGGAGACCAAAUCCUGAGUAUGAUCAGACAGAUGAUGAUAUCGAUGACAUAGAUAGAUGUGUUUCUUUUGAUAAUAUUUCUAGGUUUCUUUUCUCUGUAACAAGUGAAGAAGAUAAAUUUAUUCUUAUUAAAAACUUCAUCAAGUUUCUUGGGUUUGAUUUUCAUCAGUUGCAGUGCAAUUGCUCUUUGAACAACAACGCUUAUUACCAUAUUGAUAUUAAUAAUUUCGAAAAAGUAUCAAACAAGCUGAAUUGCUUUCUUUUCCAGAAUCAGUUCUUGCACCCACUUUCGUUUCAAACUUCUUCACGUGCUGAGGAUAGAAUACAUUUCAUCAAUAAUAUUUUCAGCUUGGUUGUAAAUGAAUUUUCCACCAGAUAUAGGACUUUGCUGACCCUCUUAUGGUUGAAGUUUCAGAGACAGUCUUUAUGCACAAAAAAGGAAGAUGAUUUUCGAAAGAAAUUGAAUGACUUAAAAGGAUUUUCAAAACAGAUUCUUAAGAAAAGUGAAAAUAGGAACUGUUUGGUUUUAUGGUUAGAAUACAUACAGACAGAAUGGUUACUCGAUAAAACUAAAGCCAUAAAAACUUUCUUUACGUUACUCACCUCCAGCAGCGCUGGUAUAUCCUCUGGAAGUUUAAAUAUGAGUGAACUGUGGUAUUUUAUUGCAUCAUUUAUAAACUUAUCUAUUGGUCUGCAUGAAGACUUUUCAGAAACUCAUGACAUUGUGUCCACCAAUGAACUGAUCUGGAUUCUUAUUCAUAUUGGCUCUAAAGAAACAUAUGUGCCUUACAAUGGUCAAACCAUUAAAUCGACUAGUUGCCUUAAAGCAGCUGCUGGUUUUAGAUAUUUUUUAGAUCAAGAAUUGAAAAGUCUUGCAAGUAUGAGCAACUGGAUUUGUUAUUGUGCAGAUCCAUAUUCAUAUUCAUUUUUAGACUGUGCUAAAUGCUGUGCAUAUUUUCAGUAUUUUUCUCAAGGUAUUGAACCAGCUAUUAAAUCUGUGAAGGAUGUGAUAUCCAUGGUGAAAGAAUCUUGCAUUGCAGAAUCAAAUCAAAGGAAUCUUACAGAGCUAAUGAAAGUCUUUGAAGCUCAAUUAUUAAAUUUCCACACAUGGAAUUCAACUGCAUCGAUCAAACCUCUUCAACUCAAUUUACAUGCUUCAGUUGAGCAAUAUUCUAGCAACUGUCAACUACUUUUACUUCUUGUGAACUUAAGAAAUGCAUCAUCUGUGAUCAAUCCAACUAGAAGAUUUUGGUCUCAAAUCCUGAAAGCCAAAAAUCAACUUCUUCCUGUUACUUGGAUUUUUGCUUUAGCAUCAGAAUUAUCAAUUAGCUAUUCUGUGUCUCAAAUAUCAAAUUUUGAGGCAAGUGCAGGUAGUGUGGUUAAUUCAUCAUCAUGUUGGGGAAUAACAUGGAAAAUUCGAACUCUUUAUGAAAAAGCUCUUAAUUCUCAGAUGUGUGCAUCCACUCCUAUUUUAUGGAGGUCUUACAUCAAAUAUGAGAUUCAAAACGGAGAUGUUCAGAGAGCAAAAGGGAUAUUUUAUCGAGCCAUGCAAAACUGUGGAUGGUGCAAGGAUCUACUGAUGGAUGGCAUAGAAUAUUUCCCUGAUGACCUGAAACAAAUUUUAGACUUCAUAGCUGAAAAACAAAUUAGGAUCCACACUCCUUUAGAAGAAGUUACUUUAUUGAUGGAGCAUGCAGUCCAGGAUUGACUUCAACAGCUGUGCUCUGUAGCUUUUAGAAUAACUAUGAUUUCAGGCAGGAGAGAAGAGUUCGUUAAUUCUUAUCGUCUGCUAUUAAAAACUAAUUAAGCUUAAUUAAAAGCUGCAUAAAAUUGUUUCUGCUCCUACAUGAAACUUCAACUGCAACCAAAAGUGUGUGAUGCAGUUAAUGUGCAUUGUAUUAAUAAGGCGUAUAAAACUGUGAUACUCUCUUGUAACUUAUUCCAUCAUUGUAAAUAUGUACAAAAC
Messenger RNA from Uloborus diversus, 3839 nucleotides. RefSeq names its product nuclear exosome regulator NRDE2-like. Bases 132 to 3581 code for a protein of 1149 amino acids. Lineage: Eukaryota; Metazoa; Arthropoda; Arachnida; Araneae; Uloboridae. The record is from RefSeq and is a predicted model, not a curated record. Gene Ontology annotation, molecular function: protein binding. The transcript has 13 exons. Gene Ontology annotation, cellular component: catalytic step 2 spliceosome. Gene Ontology annotation, biological process: regulatory ncRNA-mediated post-transcriptional gene silencing; RNA processing; negative regulation of RNA catabolic process.